Diprion similis is the source of this 3598-nucleotide messenger RNA. RefSeq names its product transcriptional regulator ATRX-like. The coding region runs from base 466 to 3207 and encodes 913 amino acids. The record is from RefSeq and is a predicted model, not a curated record. NCBI's taxonomy places the organism in Eukaryota, Metazoa, Arthropoda, Insecta, Hymenoptera, Diprionidae. The transcript has 6 exons.
CCUAAUUUCAUCACGUUUUCCCAGUUCCCGCAGUGGUUUAUUCAUCGUUCGCGUGGCAUAGGAUUUCGAUUGCCAUAGACCCGCAGAAUUUUAAUGAUAUCCUCUAUCGGGGGGGAUAAUAAUAGUGGGAAUUGUUCGUUGUUGAGAUAAUUUCGAGCGGUUCAAAUACGGAAAAUUUUUGGAACAGUUCCGCUACCGCCAUUCAAUAAUUGAGAAAAUACGCAUGUGUCUUGGGCACGGUUGAUUUCUACCAUAUGCAUUGUUUUUCAGUACUGAACAAAAUCCAUUUUCUUGCGCACACUGUUCUUUCUUUAUUUGCUUACGAAAAGUCGCAAUAUGUACUGUGAAAGCUACGUUAGGUAGCAUGAAUAGAAUCCGUCCACGACGAGAAGAUAAAUUACUUAUCAUCCAGCAUCCAGCCAUCAACUUUAAAACGGCGCAUCAAUCCUUGAAAAAAUACUGAAAAUGACGACGAUUGACUCCGACUCGGAAUCUCAGGACAGUGACGAUGGACGACGUUUUCGUUUUGAAGCUACAAGGAAGGAUGAUAUGUUGAGACUGCACAGUCAAAACAAGAGAAGGUCGCCGAUUUCCAAGGGUUCCAAGUACAGAUCAAGAUCUAUGGAAAGAAUCAGUCACAAUAGAAGAGAUGCUGGUAAAAUGAAACAGGAUCGUGAUCGUAAAGAAGCCAACGAUCGAGAUAGGCGGAAAAAUUCUAAGGACAGAGAUUCAUUACGGGAUAAUAAACAUGAUAAAAGUAACAAUAAAGAUUCGAGGCAUAAUAGCAAAGGAAAUAUUAAAGAAUUGCCAGACUCAAAAACUUUAGUAGAGGGUGAGAAACGUUGCAGUGAUUCCAAGAAUUCAAAUUACCGAGAUAGUAAAGAUUCUGUUAGAAAUUCAUCCAAUAGCAAAGAUCAUAGAAACGUGAAAGAUUCGAGAUCAAGAGAGUUGAAAAACACCAGUAUACGUGCUCCAAAAGAUACGAGAGCGAAAGAAACUAAAGAACCCAAAGAUCAGGAUGAAAAGAACUUCAGAGAUCACUUGCGAGAUCGAGGUCGUGUACCUAAAAGAUCACGUGAUGCAAGUCACGAGAGAUUAAUGACAGCAAAGCACGGCCACAGAUCGCGAGAAAAACACAAUAGCAGAGAUAGGUCAAACAAUAGGGAUAAAACUAAACCAAUGGAUGAUGAAAAGAUAAAAACCAAAAAUCCACCUCGGAAACAAUGCUCCAAGGAAGCGUCGGAGAGAAAAAGUCUCAAGCGCGAUACUCACUCGCCGAGCAAAAUACUGGAACAAAUUGGCAGCGAUAGCGAGUCUGAUUUGGGUGCUCUAGAUCCGGACGUUGGUCCUGUUAUGGCCCUCGAUGCCUUGGAAGAUUGCCGAGAAAUGAAUUUGUCUGAUUUUGAUAUAAUAUCGGACACGGAAGGAACAUCCCUAGACUCAUCAGAUGCCAAGUCUCCAACAGUUAAAGGACCGAUCAUCAGAGGAGAAAUUUUAGCACCUCAUUACUAUGGACCAAAAAUCAAAAAAAGAGUAUCUCGACGACAGUACGAACGUUUGGUGAAGAAACAAGCGGCGUUGAAUACACACCGCUUGGAGGAUAUAUACAAGGUAAAUCCAAGGAACGACAACAUCACGCCACUAGCUCCAAGUAAUAAUAACCCUAGUGCCGUUUCAGAUUUCUUACUAGGUCCCGAGGCAUCUGUGUCUGCGGUUCGGGAUCUUCGCGGAAGCCAUAAAAGAGAGGACGAAAAUAGCAAAGAUUGGAGCAAGGAACAAGAUUUGGAAGAAGAUGUAUAUAAGCUCGAAGAAAAAGGAGAACAAGAUUUGCGUAAAGUCAACUGCUUAAAACUAGAUAAACUGAGCUUAACCAGCUCAAAUAAUAAAGAAAAGUCAAGUCGGCGUAACGAAUCGUUAUCAAUUAAUAAAGGCGACGAAGAUCAUCGAGGACAAAUUGUAGAUAGUGAAAUAUACGGACCAGUGUUGCCACCAAAAUGUCUUAAAGAUCUUCCCUCUCACCCUAAAACUCGUAGCGGCGAAGUAGAUAAAGUCGUUAGAAAACCAAAUGUCUUCAGAGAAGUUGCAGCUCCUUGCCACAAAGCCGAGCAUGGGAGUUCUCCGAAUGAAAUGUCUCAAAGUUUGUCAGCAAAAAGUUAUUCCACGGAAAUAAAAUCUGAUAGUGAAAAUUGCGAUGACUUUUUACCCAAAGACUCCUGCUCUCCAGUUACAUUCGGUAAGAAUACUAAUGAACCGAGGGAUGCUAUUAUUGGCCCCAGUCUACCUCCAGCUUUCAGACUCAAUUCUGAAUCACCGAAAUCCCGAUCCCAAACGACCUACGAUCCAAGUUUGCUGAACCAUUCAGCCAAAGUCAAAGAAGAGAUCAAACAAACCGAGGCUAUCGGGCCAAGUUUGCCACCUGGAUUUCAGCGAGACUAUGCACUGAACUCUACAACGUCAUCAGAUGAAAACUCUGCUUCACACCAACAUCCCACGAUCUCAUUAAGGUCAUCUGUAUUCGGUCCUACACUGCCGCCGUAUUUGAUGAAGAAAGUAAUAGAUCACAGUGUUGAGAAAUCCGGCUCUGAUUCAGAAGACGACGUCCUCGGACCCAUGCCAUCUGAUCAUCCGGCAGCAAUCGACAGUUACAUUCAACGGCAGUUGGAAGAUCGUGCGAGACGAAUGAAGAGCAAACUUGAUGGAGAGGACUCUAUUGUUGAGAAACGCGAAGAAUGGAUGCUGGAGCUACCGUCGGUGCAGGCUGCAAAUCUUGGGCUUGGUAAACGUCAAUUCAGAAAUAAAGCUGGACCAGAUAUGUCUGAUAGAUCUAGCUGGACCGACACUCCUGCAGACAAAGCCAGAAAAAAAGAAGAAAAGGUAUUAGGGAAGUCAAAAGUAGCUGAUCCAGCAAGGGAAUCGGAGAAGUUGGCCAUUCAACAGCGUGACAAGGCGAUGGAGGAAAUGGCAAAAAAACAUGCAUCGAAGAAACGGAAAGAGUCUCUUCUGGAAAUUCAUAAGAAAAAACUUCAUAAGAAGAAAAAGAAAGAAGAGAAGCAAGCUAAGGAGGCAGAAAAACCGACACGGAGACCUUUCGAUCGAGACAUAGAUCUGCAGGCAAACCGAUUUGACGAAGCACAGAAAAAAUCAAUAUUGAAAAAAGCCCAACUACUGAAUGACCGCUUUUCUCGGGGCGAGAGUAAAUAUUUAUAACGAAUGGAUCAAUUUAUUUAUAUAUAUAAUAAAUGUGAGCUGAGUUAAGCUGUAUUUAAUAAAUAAUCGAGCCGUCUGCUUGCAGCCCGGCAAAAUAAUUGUGAAUAUUAAUGAAAUUAUGAUAAAAUAGUAAUUACAGUAUAACAGUUUGUGACAUUACACAAAUUUCAACACAAUUUACAAAAUACGCCCACUCUGAUAUUAUUACAGGAAAAUCUUAUUCAGACAUCACAUAUUCCUCUACUCUGUAAAUGGUUAUACUUAUUAUACUGAACGAAGACUUACAUUAGUAUAAAUCUACAUAUAUUUCUGAAUUCACUAAUGGUAAAUCUUUGUGUGAUGAAAUACGGAUGGAUUAUAUGAUAGAUCAUCUUGCAACUGCUGUAGCUAA